Molecule: messenger RNA, 1299 nt
Organism: Eublepharis macularius
Lineage: Eukaryota; Metazoa; Chordata; Lepidosauria; Squamata; Eublepharidae
Gene: A4GNT
Product: alpha-1,4-N-acetylglucosaminyltransferase
Exons: 4
Coding region: 206-1228 (340 amino acids)
Biological process (GO): protein O-linked glycosylation
Molecular function (GO): acetylglucosaminyltransferase activity
Source: RefSeq, a predicted model, not a curated record
UCCAUGAAAUCUAGUGAGAGAAACCUCCUUCAGUUUUCUGUUGCGUGCCUCUGUGAGUGGUUCUUACCAAGGAGCAAAUACUGGUGGCUAUUCCUUAUCAGAAAAGGGGAGUUUCCCUACCCUAAGAGCUUGCAUUUCCCAGCAUCUCUUCCUGGUCCUCCUGCCAUUUUCCAUCCACAGAUCAAAGGUUCAAGGAACAGUCAAUAUGUUGAAGGAGAUCCAGAUGUUCCUGUGUAUCUUUUUUGCAUUUGCAUUAGGGAUAUUUUAUGAGCUAUCUGUUGAACCUGGUUGCUUAUUUGCCUGCAAACCAAUUUCCAAGACAUUCCUGACCCAGAAAGAAGUCAUGACCCAGGGGAGGAAAAUCAUCUUUCUGGAGACAACUGAUCGUUUACAGCCUCCUCCACUCGUCUUAUGUUCUGUGGAAUCCGCUGCCAGAAUUUACUUAGAUAGGCCCAUUGUUUUCUUUAUGAAAGGAUUGGACAAUAACACAUUGGUGGAUGUCAAAUCUUCCUGUCCAGCUCUUUCAGCCAUAUCUGCUAUGAAGAAUGUUUUCAUUUUCCCACUGAAGAUGGAUAUUUUGUUCCAGGACACACCUCUACACCCAUGGUAUCUUAAGGUCAAUACAACACAGGAGAAGUACUGGGUCUAUAUUAGCUCUGAUGCAAGCAGGCUUGCAAUGAUCUGGAAAUAUGGUGGGAUUUAUAUGGACACAGAUGUCAUUUCUAUCAGACCCAUCCCAGUCACAAACUUUUUGGCAGCCCAAUCUUCUCAGUUCUCUAGCAAUGGAAUCUUUGGUUUUCACCAGCAUAACUGGUUCCUCUGGGACUGCAUGAAGAAUUUUGUUGAGAAUUACAAUGGAGAUAUUUGGGGAAAUCAGGGCCCUUAUUUAAUGACAAGGAUGCUGGAGGGGCUAUGCAAUCUUACAAAUUUUCAUAAGAUAGAGGAUAAAAGAUGUCACAACAUUUCCUUCUUGCACCCCCAACGCUUCUAUCCCAUCUCUUAUCAACAAUGGAAAAAGUACUAUGAAGUGUGGGACUCAAUGCCAGACUUCAAUGACUCUUAUGCUUUACACUUGUGGAAUUUCAUGAAUCAUGAACGGAAGAAUAUGACCAUUGGAAGUAACACACUAGUGGAAAACAUAUACAAAAAAUAUUGCCCAACUACUUACUGGAGCCUUGUUCAAGCCGCAGAAGGAAAUAAACAGAUGUCUCUAAAUAAAACUAGCUGACUAUUAAAAAAAAAAGACAACAUACUUUUUCUCAUUAAAACCCUAAUAAUCCUAGGAUAAUAUAAAUUGGU